Carica papaya (papaya) is the source of this 1376-nucleotide messenger RNA. Its product is annotated as Cytokine-induced anti-apoptosis inhibitor 1, Fe-S biogenesi. Gene Ontology annotation, cellular component: cytoplasm. The record is from RefSeq and is a predicted model, not a curated record. NCBI's taxonomy places the organism in Eukaryota, Viridiplantae, Streptophyta, Magnoliopsida, Brassicales, Caricaceae. Gene Ontology annotation, biological process: iron-sulfur cluster assembly. Gene Ontology annotation, molecular function: iron-sulfur cluster binding.
CCCUCGUGCCUCAGUUUAAAUCUGCGAUUCGCGAAAACCAAACACGUCUUUUCCUUCUAAGGGAGAAAGUCGGCGAAGAAACUAAGAAAAUUAAAAAAAUAAAAUUUCUACAGAUUUGUUCGUUCGAGUUCUCCUUCUAUCUGGCGGAUUUAGGUAACCUCGCGAUUCUCGCUCCUGACAGAUUCUCUGGUUUUAUUUCACCGACCUGGCGUGUUUCAAGGCUCAUCCCAGAGUUGAAGGAAAAAAGAAAUUCAGUUCUUGAUAUGGAUUCAGCAUCAGGGCUAACUACUGUGGUUGCAGUUACGGAUGAUGUUGUUCUACAAGUUAGUGCUGUAUUCAAUGUUAUUAAAGAGUUUGGGAGUAGAGGGCUUGAGCAGUCUGAUCCUCUAGUUAUCACUCAAGCAGCAGCUCUGAAUGAGCUACCUGUGGAGCCUUCCUCUACGGAUAUUGUCAUUUCCAUCUGCAAAUCACCUGAAUUUCCUAGUGAUCAAUUACUUGGAGGGAUUUCAAGAGUAUUGAAGCCUGGCGGGACAAUCAUUGUGUACAAUAAUUUGGUGGAUGAAGCUGGACUUAAUAAGGUACUCUCUGCUCUUCAGCGGAGGUUGUUAUUGGCUGGGUUUGUAGAAGCAUCAAACCUAUCUUCUGGGGUUAAGGCUACCAAACCAUCUUGGAAGGUUGGAACAUCUUUUGCUAUCAAGAAGCCAGCUAAAAGUACAUUCAAACUCCAGCUGGAUGAUGAUUCAGAUUUGAUAGAUGAAGAUAGUCUCUUAACUGAAGAGGAUUUGAAGAAGCCUCAGCUACCACCAGUUGGUGAUUGUGAACUAGGAAGCACGAGGAAAGCUUGCAAGAAUUGCACUUGCGGGAGAGCUGAGGAAGAAGAGAAAGUACUGAAGUUGGGACUGACUGUGGACCAGAUAAAUAAUCCUCAAUCAGCAUGUGGCAGUUGUGGACUCGGAGAUGCUUUCCGUUGCAGCACAUGCCCUUAUAAGGGUCUCGCACCAUUUAAAUUAGGAGAGAAGGUGACUUUAUCGGGGAACUUUCUCAUGGCUGAUAUUUAAGUGAGAAGUAUGUGGUGUCUUUGUUACGAUAUUACAUUCUUGGGUACAAUGAUACAACAUGACAGGCUCUCAUAUUGGAGAUGUCUUUGUGAAACAAAUAAUUUUUUCUAUUUUCUCUGUAGUUUGUUUGUUGUUAACUGCCCACUUUGUCUAGUUCUAAUAUCUGUGGUCCAGAAUAGGCAGGCAAUGUUCCAUCAAAGAAAUUAAAGAACUCUUUCAUGGAGACACAUUGCAUGACUAGUAAUUGCACACACACACAUAUAUAUAUAUAUUAUUUCCAGGACAAGCUUAAAUUCUAUCAUUACUUUUCAUACUAUA